AUGUCGAAAGUUGCCAGCUACUUCUCGCGCUACAGCGCUGCCGAAUGGAAAAGCUAUUUCCUGUCGACACAUUUCUGGGGCCCAGUGGCCAAUUGGGGAUUACCUUUGGCAGCCAUGGCCGAUUUAAAAAAAAACCCGGAAAUGAUCUCGCCGAACAUGACGGGCGCCCUGAUCGUCUACUCGUCAGUGUUUAUGCGAUUCGCGUGGCAUGUGCAACCGAGGAAUAUGCUGCUCUUCGCCUGCCACUUCACCAAUUUCAGCGCGCAAACCGGGCAGAUGUUCCGAUAUUUGAACCACAACUAUCUGCACGUUUUCAAGGACCCGGCCGUCAACAAGCCAAUUGCC
Messenger RNA from Mesorhabditis spiculigera, 345 nucleotides. The record is from the annotation of a GenBank genome assembly. Lineage: Eukaryota; Metazoa; Nematoda; Chromadorea; Rhabditida; Rhabditidae.